Messenger RNA from Paramuricea clavata, 1942 nucleotides. Lineage: Eukaryota; Metazoa; Cnidaria; Anthozoa; Malacalcyonacea; Plexauridae. The record is from the annotation of a GenBank genome assembly.
AUGGAGCUUUCGAAGGAAACUAUUCAUCAAAUUACAACAUCUCCGCCGCAAUUUAUAUAUUGUAGCGCGGAAAAUUGUAUAGACAAAGAUUUUCUUGAUAUGCUCAAGGAUGAUGGCUCACAAUUACACAAGUCUGUGGAAGCAAUAGUUGUGGAUGAGUCUCAUACAAUUGAGACAUGGACUGGGAAACGGUAAGACCGGUUUUCUGAAACCGCUUCUUCUAAAAGUUUAGUUAUGUAGUAUGACAUUGACGCCAAUCUGGUAUUGUAUUUCUAAGUAUUCAUAUCGCAUAUCGGUACAUUGGGACGUUUUUCGUCUUUUUUGUGUAGAGACAUAAAGGGCAAAUUAUCGAAGUCGAAGGACAGGAAAGCUUUCAGAGAAGCUUAUGGAAAGCUUGCAAUUAUGUAGUAUGACAUUGACGCCAAUCUGGUAUUGUAUUUCUAAGUAUUCAUAUCGCAUAUCGGUACAUUGGGACGUUUUUCGUCUUUUUUGUGUAGAGACAUAAAGGGCAAAUUAUCGAAGUCGAAGGACAGGAAAGCUUUAGGUCAAUGUGCAAAAAAGGCAAGCAAUUUAUAUUAUUUUUGUUUCUACAAUUUAUCUAAUAUACUCCUAGUCUUAAAUGUUAAUGUUUAUUGACAAGCAAAAUAAAGUUUUGUUAUUUGUAUAAGCAUUGUCAUGUUAAAUUACAUUGUCUUUCUUCCUUUAUUUUUUCAUUCAUGUUUUUAUUCCAGGUACUCCAUUAUUAGCUUUAACUGGAACAGCAGAUCAAGAAACCCAGACUGUCAUUUGUCAUAACCUAGCCCUGAAAGACACCACAAAGUUUUCUGUCAGCCCGAAUCAUCUCAAUUUGCGGUUUAGUGUCAUCAAGGUUCCAAAAAAACAAAUGCUAUCUCAGCUGGAUUGGAUUGUGGAGAAGAUAAAGAAUGAAGGUAUUGCUACUCCCAAAACUAUAAUAUUUUGUGAUACCAUGUAUUCAGUUGCACAUGUUGCCAACUACCUGAUGAUGAAGCUGGGAAGACAGGCAUUUUAUCCAACAACUUCUAAAGAAAGAGAACAUUGUCUUGUGGGCAUAUUCCAUUCUGUUACCCAAGAGAAGUACAAGGAAAGAAUUGUAAAAUCGCUCAAAGGUGAUGGUUCGGAAAGAAUUAUUAUUGCAACAUCAGCAUUGAGUAUGGGAGUUAACUUCCCUGACAUUAGAUUCAUUGUAAUGUUUGGGCCACCACGUGAUAUUUUAGAUCUACACCAAAAAGCUGGACGAGCUGGACAUGAUGGUUUAUCAUCUGACAUUUUAAUACAUUAUGGUCAACAAAUUUCACAUGUUGAUGAGGACGUGAGGGAGUUUUUAAAAAAUGAUGAUUGCAUGCGUGUUGCUGCUUACAGGAUAUAUGAUCAAGAUGUUGUUCCUCUACUUCCUGCUCAUAGUUGCUGUGGUUUCUGUGCUGCAUCUUGUUGUUGUGAUGAAGUUGAAGGAAAGUGUGAAAGAGUAUCUGGUCCAUACCAUUUCAAUCUUGUUCCAGAUGACAUUGAAAAUUCUUGUAAUUUGUAUCGAUCUGUGUCUGAAGAAGAUAAAUGCAUCCUUCAUGAUGCUUUAAAAGAGCAGCAAAUGAAUAUUUCAUCUUACAAUGCAGUCAUUGCUCUUGGAUCAGUGUCAAGUCAUGGUUUUUCUGAACAAGUCAUCACAGAUGUUGUUGAGAAUUGUAACAAGAUAUUUUCUGUGGAAGAUGUCAUAACUUAUUCACCUAUUUUUUCAAGAAACCAAGCUAUGGAAGUGCUUUCUAUUUUUAGUGAAGUGUUCAAUGAUAUUGAAGAGGUGCACUUGAUAUCUAACAAUUCAUUGGAAGAUGAUAGCUAUCCACCGUUUUCUUUAGACCAGUUGCUAAACAGUGAAUUUACAGAUACUGAUGUUGAUGGAGAACUGUUUGACUUGGAUGUGAUAGACUAA